Messenger RNA from Candida tropicalis MYA-3404, 576 nucleotides. It is a transcript of the gene PHO88, whose product is annotated as Pho88p. The transcript has a single exon. The record is from RefSeq and is a predicted model, not a curated record. NCBI's taxonomy places the organism in Eukaryota, Fungi, Ascomycota, Pichiomycetes, Serinales, Debaryomycetaceae. Bases 1 to 576 code for a protein of 191 amino acids. Gene Ontology annotation, cellular component: mitochondrion; endoplasmic reticulum. Gene Ontology annotation, biological process: protein targeting to ER.
AUGAAUCCAGCUGUUUCCAACAUUGUCAUCAUGCUUGUGAUGAUGCAAGUCGCUAAGAAAUUAGAUUUUGAAGACCCAGAUGUCUUAUUCUACGCUAGAGCUGCAUACAUUACUUGUCAAGUUUUGGCAUUUUUAGUUUAUUUCUUUGUUAGAGCUAAAAUUAAUGCUAAGAAUGAUUUGACUACUUUGAAAUAUGUUGAACCAGCUAACCCAAUGUCUGGACAAACUGAACCAAGAGCUAUUGUUACCACUGUUAAAGAAUACGAUUUGCAACAAGUUAACCAACAAAUCAAAGGUAUGUUCACUGGUUUGGCUAUGAUGGGUUUCAUGCACAUUUACAUGAAAUACACCAACCCAUUGGUUAUGCAAAGUAUUUCUUCUUUAAAGGGUGCUUUGGAAUCAAACAUUGUUAAGAUUCACUUGUUUGGUACUCCAGCCACUGGUGAUUUGAAAAGACCAUUCAAGGCUGCUCCAGGUUUCUUGGAAGCUUUAACUGGUGCUGGUGGUGUUCAAACUGACAAAGCUUCUGUUGAAGCUGCUGAAGUCGCAGGUGCCGGUGGUAUUAAACAAGAUUAG